AUGAGCUGUACAUUGCCAAUCUACUCUCGCCCAGGGCCUCUAGCCCAGCAGCAAGAACAACCUCCACCGCCACCUUCGCCUUCGAUCUCCCCCCUUUUCCCAUCCGAAGAAUCCGCCAUUAUCGCCACAACGCAAGGCUUCCUCUUCGCGCUGCGCGCCAAAUCCCGCACCGACUUCGAAAAGCACUGCGUGCGCGCCGGCGGCAUGACCCUGUCGCCGCCGUCGUCGACAACCCUGCGCUUCUGCACGAUCGGCUCGUUCGUCGAGCAUAUCGCCGCGCUCAAGGACGAUAUCGACGAGCGCAUCUGGGACCCCGAGGUCAAGGUCCACGAGGCGGGCAACCUUGCGGCCGUGUGGGCGCCGUUUCGGGCGAAGAUCAAUGGCGUUGUGGACCAUGUGGGUGUGGAGUUGUUUGUGUUGCAUAAACUUAAUGGUGAAUGGAAGGUGACUGGGUUGGCGGAUUCUUGUCAGCGGCCGACGGAGGAGGAGAUGACGUUGGAUUGA
Penicillium alfredii is the source of this 504-nucleotide messenger RNA. RefSeq lists its product as uncharacterized. The coding region runs from base 1 to 504 and encodes 167 amino acids. The transcript has a single exon. Lineage: Eukaryota; Fungi; Ascomycota; Eurotiomycetes; Eurotiales; Aspergillaceae. The record is from RefSeq and is a predicted model, not a curated record.